Molecule: messenger RNA, 2209 nt
Organism: Phoenix dactylifera (date palm)
Lineage: Eukaryota; Viridiplantae; Streptophyta; Magnoliopsida; Arecales; Arecaceae
Product: Ribosomal L18p/L5e family protein
Biological process (GO): translation
Cellular component (GO): ribosome
Molecular function (GO): structural constituent of ribosome; 5S rRNA binding
Source: RefSeq, a predicted model, not a curated record
AACCCUCUUCAUCCCUCUCCGUCUCCACUUGGCCUUUCCCGGGAUCCCGCUCGUCCUUCCUCCCGAAAUCCACUCGAUCUCGGCGCUUCUCCCCCAGUUCCAAUCCCUACGACUUCUCCAUCGAGCACCAACCACCCUCCUGUUGCCGUGAUGACGAGCCGAACCUGAUCCUAUUUUCCAGUCACCAGAGCAAUCAAGCUUGCUCCAGACUAAAAAAAUGGCAAAAUUCUUCUUAUCAGCGAGGCGCAUCCUCCUCUCUCGAUCCCCUACAACCCCAUCAAACUUAUUCAGUUUGCGUAGUCUUUGCUCAGCGGCAUUUCGAUCGAUCGAAGACAUCGAUGGUUCGAGCACGCCGACAAACCACCGCCGUCAUUUGAUCCAACUGCCGCCGAUGAUUCCAACCGGUAGGAAUCCCUUGGAAAAGGGAUUUAAUAUCGAUCUCGUGGAUUCCGACCUUUGGGGGGUGUCCUUCGGCUUGGCCCACUCUUGGAAUGGAAUGGAUGGGAAGCCGGAAGCGGCGAAUCCCAUGUCGGAAUUGGUCGAUGAUGGUUCUUCUGAUUGUUCUCCGGAGAUGGUGACGGAAGACACCCCUGAUUUCGACGAGAUCGAGGACUUGAGGCUGCGCAAGAAGUUGUUCUACAAAUUGGAUAAGGGUUCCAAGGAAUUCGAAGAGAACAACUUCAGCUUCCAUCGGAGGACAUCAUCGAAGAAGACGAAGAGGAAUCGUGAGAAGCCAACACAAGCUGAUCGAAAGAAAGAAUUCAAGGAAUCGGAAAAGAAGAUGAAUGCCACCAAGGUUUCAAAGCAGAAGCCCAAAAAUUUAAACCAGGAGAGCGAAAGAGCUCGAAUUGAGGCACCAGUGAUGGAGGGGAAGAAGGUGAGAACGCCCACAUUUAAUCAAUUGACAGAUCCUUACCAUCUGCCAUUCUGUCUGGAUAUUUAUAUAUCGAAAGGAUCUGUUCGUGCUUGUGUUGUUCAUCGGGUCACCUGCAAGGUGGUCGCUGUGGCGCAUUCCAUUUCAAAGGACAUGAAGUUUGACCUGACAUCUAAGAAGGAUGCGACAGCUUGUGCUGCCAUUGGAGAGGUUUUGGCAAAGCGUGCGAUUGAGGAUGAUAUUUACAAUGUGGUCUACACACCGAGGAGAGGGGAAAAAAUCGAAGGGAAGAUUCAGACUGUGCUUCAGUCUAUUAUCGAUCAUGGGGUUGAUGUAAAGGUGAAGCUUAAGCAAACGAGACCCAAAAAGAUUGCCGUUCAUCCAUUUUCAGAUCAUUCUACAUGACCCUCACAGCAUUUCCAUGAAGCAUCCUGCUGUUCUUGUGUAUGCUUGGCCAGUGGGCUUAUAAAUAUUCGGAAGCUCCAAAACGUUAGCAAAUUUCUAUGAGAUUCUCAUGAAACCAGAUUGAAACUGCAGGUGGAUAAGAGUGAUUAGGCACGAUGAUCAUAUCACAACCUCAGAGGCAGAUUUCUGCCUUAGAAGAGCUGCAGCUUCAGCAGUUUUUUUAUGAUCGGAAGAUGGACGUGGUAAAAGUUAAAGAGGCAUUUGAAAUAAAAACGUAGAAUUGUUUGUCUUCAGCAGCAGAGAUGAGGACGCAGAAGGAUGGAAAGCAUGCAAAUGUGGUCAGAUAUGAGAUUAUCAAGUAUGUAUGUGGAACUGUUGAGACAGAAGAAUCAAAUCAAAACACCAAGAGUUUAUGCUUCCUAUAAUUCUGAGACCCAAGGUAAUCAUGGCGACAAACCUCGCUAGAAGUAUGUUGAUUUUGAAAUUAAAGCUUGAAGCUUCCAGGGCAUCAAAUAUUAUUGCUAGUGAAGCUUUAAAACUCACAAAUGUUUUCAUAUGACUUGAAAUCACUAAUUGGCUUACUUUUAAACUAAUACUUCCUGGAGGAUGAAUUACUAUUAUACUGGGUGCAGUGGCAGGAUGUGGAACAACGUUUUAGAUUUGAUAUUGGUGUUAAGAGUGCGAACGACCCAGCAUACAAAAGAGUAUGCUUUGGUCACUUCGCUCAGGCAUUUUUGACAGCCGUUGCAUAGAGAUCAUUUUAGCGUGAUAGCAGCACAAUGAAAAGUGAUAUCUAAGUUUUCAUUGUGUCAUGGAAAUCCAAUGAAAAAUUUUUUAGAGGUGCUUGUAGCUUUCGAUAAGUUCCUUAGUGUAUACUGUAAUUUCAGUGGAAAAUGAGAUAGUGUAGUAGUAAGUAUGGUCUACUGUACC